This is a messenger RNA of Gopherus evgoodei (Goodes thornscrub tortoise), 1792 nucleotides long. Its product is annotated as small nuclear ribonucleoprotein Sm D2. The record is from RefSeq and is a predicted model, not a curated record. The transcript has 3 exons. Gene Ontology annotation, cellular component: U5 snRNP; U4/U6 x U5 tri-snRNP complex; catalytic step 2 spliceosome. Gene Ontology annotation, biological process: RNA splicing; spliceosomal snRNP assembly. The coding region runs from base 112 to 468 and encodes 118 amino acids. Gene Ontology annotation, molecular function: RNA binding. NCBI's taxonomy places the organism in Eukaryota, Metazoa, Chordata, Testudines, Testudinidae.
AGUGCGCACGCGUGCUCACCCGUCACCCGGAAGCGGAAAGGCCCGGCAGUAGCAGCAGCGGCGGCGGGAGAUUCUUGGCGGCGCGUGUGGGAGAGCGGGAGCGGCGGCGUCAUGAGCCUCUUAAACAAACCCAAGAGUGAGAUGACCCCCGAGGAGCUGCAGAAGCGGGAGGAGGAGGAGUUCAACACAGGGCCACUGUCUGUCCUCACUCAGUCGGUCAAGAACAACACUCAGGUGCUGAUCAACUGUCGCAACAACAAGAAGCUGCUGGGACGUGUCAAGGCCUUUGACAGGCACUGUAACAUGGUGCUGGAGAACGUCAAGGAGAUGUGGACGGAGGUGCCCAAGAGCGGCAAGGGCAAGAAGAAAUCAAAGCCUGUCAACAAGGAUCGCUACAUCUCCAAGAUGUUCCUGCGGGGGGACUCGGUCAUUGUGGUGCUGAGGAACCCCCUCAUUGCCGGCAAAUAGAGAACUGUCCCAAUGCCCCAGCCUCGCCCUGGCGUGACCCAGAGCCCGGCUGAGCAGGGGACCUGCCUCCAGCCCUUCUGGAUGAAGCCUGCUGGCUGCAUCACUUGUGAAGACCGUUCUGUUCAGAAACAACUCUGCUGAGCUCUCCCCAGGUGUCACCUGUGCCUCUCUUCUUAGUCCUUAGACCGCCAAGAGCUGUGCACAGCCCCCCCCAGCCCCCACCCAUUGCUGCCUCCCCCUCCCACCAUCCCAUGGGAUUGGAAGGGGGUGUCUGGGAGCAGAACUGGUCAGGAGACCCCAGCUGCUGCAAGUCCAUUCCAGGCUGGUGUUUCCCCACGUCCGUCACCCACCUGCCCAAAGCUGAAAGUCCUGGCGCUGCUUCUCUGGAUUUACCCAGGAUCUCUGUGCCUGCUGGGUGCUGCAGACUCCGCUGGCCAAGGGGGAGGCUGCAUAGAAGUGAGAGGCUCUUUAGCUCGUAGGCCCCCCGACUGGCCUGCUCUCGGGCUCGGGGAGCACUGAGGUUUCCUAAGGGAGCUGGGUACAAAGAGAAGCAUCAGGAAUCUCAGCCUAACAGAAGGGGGGACCUCUCAACAGAAUUGUCUCAGAACUGCUCUAAAAGGUGUAUUUUAAAGGGGAGCCAUCUGCUGUAGUUGUCUGAUUUGGGUGGGGGCCGUCUACCCUGGGGAUUUCCACCCUGCAGAGCUACCCUACUGCAAACACCCUGCAGAGAGGCACCAGGCGUGUGUGACUGCCGCCCCUCUUUUGACCCUCCGCUUCCCCAGACCCAGCCAGACCAGCAGCGGUUGUACUUGAGUCCGGGUCCCGCUUUCCAGCUGAGCGAGGCGCCAGGGAAGUCGAGGUAGCAAAUGUGAUUUGAAACACCACUCAGCUCCUAGUGUAGACAGCUUCAGGGUGGCGUCAGCCUUGGCUUGGUUCCAGCGGGACCAGCUGAGGCGAUUCAGCUGCAUCCACACUGGGCACGAAGGAUCGGUCCUUACUCUGCUAUAAAGCGGGACAGGGACCAAGUAUCCUCUUCCCCUCACUUUGAACCUCCGAACGCUGCCUGGGCUGGGGGUAAGUCAUGCCUGAUACAAUCCCACAGCUCAUCGGUGCAGAAAUCCCUGGUGUCGACAGCUCUCCUGGCCCUGAUCCUCCAGCGGCAUCCGAGCUAGUGGCUCCUUGUGUCCCGGGUUCCUUGUAUCCGUGGGGCAGUUUCAGGAGCGGGAUCUUGUAAGUUGUAGCCCCAGCCUCAAGGGCAGCUCCUCUCCUUGCAGCAAACGGGUGACACCAGGGUCUUUUGUAAUAAACCAACUCGAUUUCUCCA